Ilex paraguariensis (yerba mate) is the source of this 282-nucleotide messenger RNA. The record is from the annotation of a GenBank genome assembly. NCBI's taxonomy places the organism in Eukaryota, Viridiplantae, Streptophyta, Magnoliopsida, Aquifoliales, Aquifoliaceae.
AUUGAACUGUAUAACAGCAUUGUAGAGAAAGAGGGGACAGUUGGUCAACAAGAGGCCAUGAAGGUAUAUAGAGCUGCCCGCGAGGGAAGUGAUGAUUCUAUUGAAGUGGCUGUAGGUGAUGAUGUUUCUUCAGCCCUCAUAGAUAGGGUUGAUGCUAUGCUUCAGAACCUUGAAAAGGAAAUUGAUGAUGUUGAUGCCAAAAUUGGUGACCGUUGGCGAGUGCUUGACAGUACUGGUUACAAAAUCGAGGGGCGCUCAGAUGGCUUAAUCGUGGCCUAUUGA